Plasmodium fragile is the source of this 540-nucleotide messenger RNA. RefSeq lists its product as uncharacterized. NCBI's taxonomy places the organism in Eukaryota, Apicomplexa, Aconoidasida, Haemosporida, Plasmodiidae. The record is from RefSeq and is a predicted model, not a curated record. The transcript has 3 exons. The coding region runs from base 1 to 540 and encodes 179 amino acids.
AUGAACAAAAGCAUUUUUGACCCCUGCCUGCAUUUUGGUCAUGUAGUAGAAACCAAGACCCAGGAUGGACAGACCUUCCAAGGAGAACUCUACUGUUACGAUACAAAUUUGAAUUUUAUAAUCAUUAAGGAUGAUAAUAAAAAUGGCACAGCCAAUUUUUACAUUAUUAAGAUUGAUGUUAUCCUAGACCUAGAGAUACGAAAAAGAAUGAAAGUUGUGUAUGACCCUGUUCCUCAAGUUGAGGGGUCCCUGGUCGAGAGAAUUGAACAGAAGGCCUUGGAAAAAUUUGAAACCAUUAAGGCACGCAUUGGAAUUGGCGUAACGCAGGAGGCACAGGAGCUGUUCGACUUUAUAUGGAAAACGCACCCUGACUGCACUUGGAGCAACAAAGACAUUUUGGUCCUUAACGGCGAGGUCAGGAUCAAGCCGCCUUAUGGACCCGAUAACUGCGUGGCCAAGAAUGAAAAUUUGAAGGACAGAUUCUCCACAGUGAUCUCCAAGUUCCGCCAGAAGAGGAGUCAUAUGUCCAGUUGGGGAUGA